Parastagonospora nodorum SN15 is the source of this 165-nucleotide messenger RNA. RefSeq lists its product as hypothetical. The transcript has 2 exons. Lineage: Eukaryota; Fungi; Ascomycota; Dothideomycetes; Pleosporales; Phaeosphaeriaceae. The record is from RefSeq and is a predicted model, not a curated record. The coding region runs from base 1 to 165 and encodes 54 amino acids.
AUGACGAUGAAAAAUUUUGUCGUCCCUUCAAGAGGGCCUGGACGUGAACGUAUCUCUGGCAUCCCGCACCAGGUUCAAGAUAAGGGUUUGCGGCAACGGCAGGGAUCACCUGGGCAGGCGUCGCCUGGAAUGAUCGUCGCGUCAAGCCCGGCUAGGAUUGGCUAG